UUAAAAUGCUUUUGAACUAGUGCAGUAUGUGCAUACGCCACAUGGUCAAUAUAUAAAUACAGUAACACAGGAUCCAGAAAAUUUUUCUUGAUGUUCUUUCUUUAGGCUUAACGUAACUUGUAUCCGAAAAUGAGAUUUUAAUCUAUUUGAAAAUCAGACCUUUAAGGAUUAUCAUAUUGGGAAUAAACAAUCACUUUAGCUGGGUCAUGGGUAUUUUAAUCUUCAAGGUUUUCGCCGUACAUGCAGAAGAUCGAUUUGCAGUUAUUUAAUAUUUAUAUAUUUGAUAAGCUUAUUACAGUAAAUCUGUAUGAAGAGAACAAAAGCAGUACACAUUCAACUGCUCUGAGAUAUUUUCAUAAAUUUUAAUAAUGGACGCUACUACCAAAGAAAUAAUGGAAAACACAUCGCACUGUGAUGUAUUGGAAUACCCUCCCAAUUCUUCACCAAGAAUCAAAGCCGAACUGGACACAAUGGAACUAAGGCGCAAAGAAACUGACGAAAUCAGGAAAGUAUUCAAGGAAAAUGGCCUCUUCGGAUUAACUCGGUCAAAGACAUUACCUCCGCUAUCAUGUAAAAAAGACCUCGCAGAUAAAAUAGGAGAAAAUUCGAACGGUCCACGCCCAUCUCUUCGAACAAACAGACCUGUUACCCCAAAUUUUCCUUGUAUCAUCAAGCGAGUUAACAAAUCCCCGAUUAAGAUUGACGCCCUCUUGAGAAAUUCAGAGCCUAUACCACACUUUAUAGACAGAGCUUCCAGCCAGGUGCCAAAGAAAGCGUCCAGAGCCAAGAGCAUACAGGGAUGGCAGAACGAAAUAAAGAAAGUGGUCCCUCAGAGACCCGCUUUCGCCAUUUCCUCAGACUGGGUGGCACCCCCCGCGGAUUGGGAUGACCGGGACCCCUACGUUUCCUCCCCAAGGAGUAUGUUUUACACAAACACCAAAUAUGUGCUUCAUAAAGACUUUAUUGUCAGUCCCGAAUGGAUCUCCGAACAAAUGAAAGUAUCCGAAUUUUCUCCAGCUUACCGCACAUGCGCUCUUAGAUACGGAUGGUGCUCGUGAUGACCUUUGUAUAUACCUUACGUCAGUAUUGGUUACUUUAUAUUAAUCAUUUCAAUUGUAACAUUUUAAAUUCUUUUUGUCACUGAAUAUUCUGCUUUGAUGGAGGGAAAUAUGUUCUCAAAAUGUUUUUGUUUGAUGCAUCUAAAUGCAAUGUGGGUCCUGAAUUUAAUGCAUUUUUUUCGAUGUUGUUCUUUUCGUUGAUGGUGUAAAAACAAGAAACAUAGACGGAAGUCAAAAUUAUUUUCAAAUUUGAUACACAUUUAAUGUAUGCAACCAAAGAUAUUAUUUGUAAAAUUUGAUAAUCUUUACUUGUUUAUGAUUUUGCACGAAAAUAAUAAAACAACAUACAUAUAAACGUACCACUUAAU
Messenger RNA from Saccostrea cuccullata (small rock oyster), 1426 nucleotides. RefSeq lists its product as uncharacterized. The record is from RefSeq and is a predicted model, not a curated record. The transcript has 4 exons. NCBI's taxonomy places the organism in Eukaryota, Metazoa, Mollusca, Bivalvia, Ostreida, Ostreidae. The coding region runs from base 369 to 1058 and encodes 229 amino acids.